This is a messenger RNA of Paramuricea clavata, 2305 nucleotides long. The record is from the annotation of a GenBank genome assembly. NCBI's taxonomy places the organism in Eukaryota, Metazoa, Cnidaria, Anthozoa, Malacalcyonacea, Plexauridae.
AUGCUUAUUCCUCUUGGGUCAAGCACAAGUUUUCGACUUCUUUUAAAACAAUUUGAGGACAUUAAAAGCGAGAAAAUUAAAAUGAUAUUCGCAAGAGUCCUAUGUGUUGUGUUGCUUUUGUACUCGGCAAGUUUCGGCGACAGUCUAAGCCUGAAAAACGAUACCCAUUUGGAAGAAAGGACGGUUAUAAACUUGCCACUGCCGCCUCAUUUUGAACAAAAUGCAAACGAUCUUGUGCUGCGGACUAAAAAAAUGAUUGUUAAACGUAAGUUGUACUAAGAUGUAUUUACUUUGUAUUUUAUUGUAUUUAAAGUUACUCAAAAAAAUAAUGACCAAGCGUAACUGAUGCAGAAUGCGAAACGUAAGUGCUACUAUAAGGUAUAUUUAAUGUGCAUUUUACUUUACUUCAUCUGGAGACUAGGAUGUUUUUAAUUAGGAAUCACUAUAAUGCUAAUGUCGUAUUAGAGUAUAUAUAAUAUAGUUGGCUGGGAUAGCUGUGUUACCAGUUCAGUGUGUUUCGUAUCCAUGACUUACGAUGAUACCUAUCCUAUCCUAAGUUGAGUUUGUACCUCACCAGAGAAGAGUUUUUAAGGCUAGUAUAUUUCGUGGGCAAAAUGUGAAUAAAAACUAAUGUAAGCAGGUUGCUUAGGCAAAAGUUGUGUAGUUUUAGAAAACUACAUUCUGGCCAUACAUCCUGUAGACACCAUGCACUAUAGAUGACGCUAACAACUACAUUGACAUUGACAUUUAAAUAUUUGGCAACCAGUUACAAAAUUACAAAUUUACACGUAUUCCUUUCUUCACUCCUUCAGCUAUGAAAUUGAUGUGACAUUUUAAAUGAACUAAUGAUUUCCGACAAGGUUUGCAGUAUGUCGGAAGCAAACAGCUUUUAGGCGUGGUAUGGCAGUGAGCUAUAGGCCUAUAUAUAAAUGAGAAUAUAAGAUUAGAAGACAAACUUGAAUUACUUCAUAUGAACUUUAUUUCACUACAAAUUUGUUGCGUAUGACAAGACGAGUCUUGCCACACUCAUCAGGUGAAUUUAAAGUGCCCCUGUCACAAAAUGAGAGUUUACAUCAUUAGAAUCGUCGUGAACCGUAGAUUAUGAAAAUACAAAACAGAUUUAAAAUUGAACUUGUUUUCACCCAUAAUAAGGCAAUGAAAUUUGAAAAUUUCAAAUUUUAACGGCAAAAGUUUUUGAAAACCGCGAAGCUGGGAAAUUGGUAACUAAUACGUCAUAGUAGGAAGACAUUGCCUUCUCGCCCAAGAUACAAAUGUCUUCGUCGAGCUCAGAUACGGAAAAUAACAGUUACCAAAGCGAUGCCUGACUGAAAUUAUAUUCUAUAUAUAAAUAUAACUAUAUAAUAGUUUUGUUUGUGGAAACACCACGUAAAUUUAUUACUGCAAAGCUUUCGAUCCGUAAGCCUGGAUCUUCAUCAGUGCUAAUAAUAUGCGAUGAAGAUCUGGGCUUACGGAUCGAAAGCUUUGCAGUAUACGUAAUAAAUUUACGUGGUGUUUCCAUGCACAAACAAAACUAUUAUAUAUUUUAUCGCCAUGCAAUCAUAUACAAAGAACUUAUAUACAAAUAUAACUAGUUCUUUAACCAACCUACAGCAGUGAUUACAAAGCAUGUGUUGAAAAUUAUUCUAAUGUAUAUAUUAAUUCCUUCUCUGAUACCAGUUUCACUAUUUUAUACACAUAUCUAGCCCAUGCUGAAGAUUGCAGAGGUUUUUUAUUAUACACGUUACGAGAGGUUUGGGGUGUAAAGCCUUAUAAUGUUCUCGAUGUUGCUAAUACUAAUAGUUUGGUAAGCAAUGCCAAGGGGUUGUACUUCUUUUUCUGGUCGGUCUACAAAGACGUGGGCCACGCGGACGAUAUUAAAAAACAAAGUGAAAUCUACCCGUUGUAUGUGGGUAUAACCGGACGAACGUUUCGAGAGCGCUUCAAAGAGCACAUCAAUUACGACAACGGAGUAGUGAAUAAGAUUUCUACAUCUAAAGAAUGGCCGACAGAGGGAAUGAAAAACUUACCACUGAUCGUUGCCUACGUCCUCGACAUCCAGCUACCUGUGGCUAAGUUUUACGAGUCGGUGUUCUUGAACUCGUUUAAUUUUGCCAUGAAUAGGGCGGAAAACGAGGGAAGACGUCCAGGAAUCGAGGUCACGACGCCGCAGUCAGUUGACAAAGGGUAUGAACACUUUAUAAAAGGAUACGAGAUUACCAUGUCGUAUUUCAACGGUCUCCAUGAUAAAGUAUCAAAAAUGAAUAACGAGGAUAAAGGGAAAAUAAACUAUGAGUUUAAAUAUUGA